Messenger RNA from Cynoglossus semilaevis (tongue sole), 1779 nucleotides. It is a transcript of the gene c1galt1c1, whose product is annotated as C1GALT1-specific chaperone 1. The transcript is spliced from 2 exons. NCBI's taxonomy places the organism in Eukaryota, Metazoa, Chordata, Actinopteri, Pleuronectiformes, Cynoglossidae. The record is from RefSeq and is a predicted model, not a curated record. Gene Ontology annotation, molecular function: N-acetylgalactosaminide beta-1,3-galactosyltransferase activity. The coding region runs from base 170 to 1150 and encodes 326 amino acids.
AGGAAGCGGAAGUAGCAGUUGUUUUCGUUGACGAUUGUGAUGGUGAAGACGGAUAGUCUUCACCACGGCAAAUCUCCAGUUCCUGGUUUGAAGUGGAUUAAAAAAAGUGGAGCUGAAAAACAUCAGAGGAGCAGGAUAAUACCGGGCGAAGAUUAAGCUUCCAUUAAAGAUGUCUGCCUCGAAAGUGUUGUCUGAAGGAGGCUCCUUUUUUAAGGGGAUGUUGAUGGGAGGAAUCUUUUGCCUGGUGCUGUCGCUCUUGGCCAGUUUCAGCCCCAUCUCGAUCUCCGGGACGGAGGAGCAUCAUCAUCAGCACCAGCAUCAUCACGUCCAGGCUCCGAGCAAAGACGAGCUGAAGAGCAUUUCUGACGCCGACAUGCAGCAGCUGAAUGAGGAGCUCCGAGUGUACUGCGUCAUCAUGGUCCAGCCAAAAGCUCUGGUCUACUGGGCCGCAGCUCUGGACACCUGGAGCAAACACUGUGACAAGGCGGUCUUCUACACUUCAGAGAACUCAAAGGCUUUGGACGCCGUGGACCUGAAUGAAAAGGACGAUUGGGCCAGGUUACGCAAAGCUCUAAAGCAUGCGUACAAACACGCCGGAAACCUGCGGUGGUUCUUUGUGGCCCAGCCCACAACGUUUGCGAUCAUCGAGAACUUAAAAUACCUGCUGCUCACCAAAGACCCCAACGACCCCUUCUACAUGGGGAACCUGAUGAAGUCCGGAGAGCUGGAGUACGUGUCCUUUGACAGUGGCAUCGUCCUCAGCUAUGAAGCUCUGAGGAGGCUGGUGAACACGUUUGAGGACGAGGCCAAGUGUCCGGAACGGGGACGAGCGCUGUGGAAGCUGAGCGAUGACAAGCAGUUGGCCGCCUGUCUCAAAUACACCGGCGUGUUCGCGGAGAACGGAGAAGACGCCAACGGGAAAGGGCUGUUCAACAGUCAGAGUGUGUACCGCAUGAUCACGGACAGCAUGAAGGACAACCCCAACAACGUCGUUGAGGGCUGCUGCUCUGACAUGGCCGUUACCUACAGCGGGAUGACGCCCAACCAGAUGCAGGUCAUGAUGUUUGGCGUCUACAGACUGCGUCCGUACGGACACGAUUUUCACGACGUGUUAGCGUUUUAUCCUCCCAAAGAUUCGGACAACGAUUAAAGACUGUAUCCUGGAGGGGGGGAAAAAAGGAACAUAGGGUUUUAAUGUUAUGGGAGUGGGUGUUUUUAAGCUUUGGGUACAAAUGUGAUUAUGAGUGACGAAAAGAGUUUUACGAAGAUUUGUAUUUUUGCACAUGACACAAUAAGCCUAGAGUUUUCGGGUGGUGAAGGUUUCAAAACUGACUGGCACAUAUUUUUGUCCCUAUGAAGGAAAGAAAAAUAAUCUGGGAAGCUGAUCAACUGACAAACUGUGACACAGAAAAAGACAUGACAUAUUCCAAUAGUUUCAGAUCCAUAUCUGGUAUCUUCCGUGUGGCCCACAUGUUUCUCACAUUAUGUAGGGCCAUACAAACCUGUCUUUUAGUUUCAUCGAGUUAUUAGUGUCACUCUUCUUCGGUUAAACCAAAAGAAACACAAACACCAUAAAUUUGGUCCACCAUGCCCUGUGUCACACACGUCGGCCAAACCUUUGUUUGGUUUAACGCAGGAAACGAUGUGGCCCACACCCUAGGUACCAGAUUUGGAAACUGUUCAGCUACGUUCCAUUGUCUUGACCGGUUUUGUGGAAAUAAGUCUGGGUGAUUUUUCUGGAAUGCUUUGAUUAAAUUAAAACAAUUUUGUAUCUUUAAA